Messenger RNA from Columba livia (rock pigeon), 3597 nucleotides. RefSeq names its product BAR/IMD domain containing adaptor protein 2 (gene BAIAP2). NCBI's taxonomy places the organism in Eukaryota, Metazoa, Chordata, Aves, Columbiformes, Columbidae. Gene Ontology annotation, cellular component: cytosol; nucleoplasm. Gene Ontology annotation, molecular function: cytoskeletal adaptor activity; protein binding. Bases 88 to 1869 code for a protein of 593 amino acids. Gene Ontology annotation, biological process: actin filament bundle assembly; positive regulation of actin filament polymerization; actin crosslink formation. The record is from RefSeq and is a predicted model, not a curated record. The transcript is spliced from 16 exons.
GGCGCGGCCGCCGCUCCGCGCUGUUCUCCGCGCCCGCCGCCCGUCUCCGCGCCCCCGCACCGCUCCGCGCAGCCCCGCCGCCCGCCCAUGGUGCUGCCCGGCCCGCCCAGCAUGUCCCGCUCCGAGGAGGUGCAUCGCCUCACCGAGAAUGUCUACAAGACGAUCAUGGAGCAGUUCAACCCCAGCCUCAGGAAUUUCAUCUCUAUGGGGAAGACUUAUGAAAAAGCCUUAGCGAGUAUGACAUAUGCAGCAAAAGGAUACUUCGAUGCUCUGGUUAAGAUGGGAGAGCUGGCCAGUGAAAGCCAAGGAUCUAAAGAAUUGGGAGACGUGCUCUUCCAGAUGGCAGAAGUCCACAGGCAGAUCCAGAACCAGCUGGAGGAGAUGCUCAAGUCCUUCCACAACGAGCUCCUGACGCAGCUGGAGCAGAAGGUGGAGCUGGACUCCCGGUACCUGAGUGCUGCGCUGAAAAAAUACCAGACGGAGCAAAGGAGCAAGGGGGACUCGCUCGACAAGUGCCAGGCAGAGCUGAAGAAACUUCGGAAGAAGAGCCAAGGCAGCAAAAACCCCCAGAAGUACUCGGACAAGGAGCUGCAGUACAUUGAAGCCAUCAGCAACAAGCAAGGUGAGCUGGAGAACUACGUCUCUGAUGGCUACAAGACAGCUCUCACGGAAGAGCGGAGACGGUUCUGCUUCCUGGUAGAGAAACAGUGUGCGGUAGCCAAGAGCGCAAUCACCUACCACGCCAAGGGGAAGGAGAUGCUGACGCAGAAGCUGCCGCUGUGGCAGCAAUCCUGCUCGGAUCCCAACAAGAUCCCAGAGCGCGCCAUCCAGCUGAUGCAGCAGAUGGCUGCCAGCAGCAAUGGCACCAUCAUGCCGAGCCCUCUGUCUACAUCCAAAUCCAACCUCAUCAUCUCUGACCCCAUCCCUGGUGCCAAACCUCUCCCUGUCCCCCCGGAGCUGGCACCUUUUGUAGGACGCAUGUCGGCGCAGGAGGCCAUGCCGGUGAUGAACGGAGCCUCAGGCCCAGACAGCGAUGGGUACAACCACUGGUCUGAGAUGAAGUCAGCACAGCCCAAAUCUUUAUCUCCUCCCCAGCCUCAGAAGCAGCUGAGUGACUCUUACUCCAAUACACUCCCAGUUCGCAAAAACGUGCCACCGAAAAACAGCUAUGCGUCAGCCGAAAACAAGACGCUGCCACGCUCCAGCUCCAUGGCUGCAGGGCUCGAGAGGAACGGCAGGACGAGGGUGCAGGCCAUUUUCUCGCAUGCUGCUGGAGAUAACAGCACCCUCCUGAGCUUCAAGGAGGGUGACCUGAUCACACUGCUGGUGCCAGAGGCCAGGGACGGCUGGCACUACGGAGAGAGUGAGAAAACAAAAAUGAGGGGCUGGUUUCCUUUCUCCUACACACGGGUCCUCGACAGCGACGGCAGUGAGCGGGUCCACACGAGCCUGCAGCAGGGGAAGAGCAGCAGCACGGGCAAUCUGCUGGACAAGGACGACAUUGCCCUCCCGCCGCCCGACUACGGCAUGGGCUCCCAGGCCUUCCCGGCACAGGGCGGCAACACCUUCAAGCAGCGGCCGUACAGCGUGGCCGUGCCCGCCUUCUCCCAGGACUACCUAAUGCCCUAUGGGUGUGCAAUUAAAGACUAUUCCAGUGGCCUCUGCCAACCGCCCUCCGCUCACUACAAGCCUUACACUAGGUCGACAGCUGGUCUCGAUGACUACGGGACGAGGUCCGUCAGCAGGGGCUCGCUGUGUCCCGGUGUCUCCAACCUGCCUUCUCUUUCCCUUGCAGCCCCGAUGUUGAAGUGGCCAGGUUUUGAGGUGCCCCUGCCCGUAGUUAAAACCCCUUUGCCAACGUCCAGCUGAAGCCAACGGUGACCAACGACCGCUCGGCCCCGCUCAUCAGCUGAUCCGGCAGCGCCGGUGCCCGCCGUGCCGCGCGGCACUCGCCGCCUCCUCCUCGCUGCUGCAUGUCCAGCUUUCCAGGACUUCAUUUUUAGGCAGAAUUUAUUUAAUCCUGCUGCUUUCAAAGCCAAAGGCUAAAGCUAGUGCCCUAGUUCUCUCUCCUCUAGACCCAGCUCAUUCCUCUCAGUGGCAGAGGCCUGAACCGCUGCCAUGCAGCCCGUCCUUUGUCUGCACGGAGCCAGGCACUGGGUCCCAGAGCCGGGUUUGCUUCUGGGCUCAGCAGCCGCUCGCCAUGGUGGGGAGCAAGGGCUGGGCUGGCAAACGGCUCCCCAGAGCUGAGCUGAGCUGCGCGUCGGGCUCACGUGGGGCAGUGACGAUGGCACAGGGGAGAUGAUGCCCCCUGCUCCCCCCGCCCGGCCAGGAGGGACCCUGUGUGAGCCGAGGGGCUGGUGGGAGCCGUAGGCAGCUCCCAGGCUCCUGCGAGACCGCGGCUGCUCACCCGGGCUCCGCUCUCCCAGCCCAGACUGGGAGGCAAUGGGUGCCAGCACUGGGGCCCCUGCUGAGACAGGGACGGGGCCGGCUCCGCUCCCAGAGCUCCUGCAGCUCCAGGUCUCUGUAUAUAUAAGUAAGUAAGGUAUUAUGGUACUGCUGUAAAAUAUAAGCUAGGAAAAACAAAAAAAAAACAACAAAACCACUUUUGGAGGCGAGGGCUGUGUUUAAGCGCGUGCCUUGGGGUGCCCAGCGGCAGAAGGGGUGCUCCCCUCAAACAGGCUCUCCCAUCCAGACCUCUUGCUUGGCUGUUUGCUCUUCCUCUAUUAGUAGAGCUGUAUGAGAGAGACAGACAUAGAUAUAGAUAAAUAUAUAUAUGAAUAUAUACACACACACACUUGCUAAGCUUAUUGCUGGGCUGUGCGCCCAUGGGCAAACUGGUGCCCGGGCUCUUCCUGCGGCUCCCGGCUGCCCCGAGCCAGCGCGGGGGCACAUCCCUGGCACCAAGCAGGGAAAAGGGCUUUUCCAGGCAGGAGCCGCAGCUCUGGUGGGGGCAGCACCUGCGGAGAUUUUGCCUUUUCCGUUGUACUUGUCCUUUUUGCACUUUUUAACCCCGAAGCAGGCAGAGCCCCGGGCGCCUGGUUUCCGUGCAGCUGGGCGCUGUCCCUGUCGGGCCGUGGCUCGUCGCCGCCGCGUCCCCUCCGAUGGCUUUUGCAGCUCCGUCACAAGGAAGUGGCUUCUCCUGCGCCCACCCGGGCUCUGGCCCCGUGCUGGGGGCUCUGGCCCCGUGCUGGGGGCUGCUGCCCACUGGGCCCCCCCUGAGGAGACCCCCCAUCCUCCAGCCAACCCCGGGGCUUUGCUGCACCUCCUGGCUUGGUGGCACCUGCAAGAUGUAACCUGAAAUAAUUUUUUAUGAGAUGAUUAAAACGAAAGUCAUUUAUGAGCUAUAAAAGCUCCCUCCACGCUCCCACCCGCGGUGGUUUCCUCGGGGGGGGGGCAGCUGCCCAUGCCGGGCAAUGAUCUGGGCAGGAAACAGCUUAAGAUAUUUUAAAAACUUUAUUAUUGGCCCGAUGAUAUUUGACACACAUGCUGGGAGCUGUAUGGACAUCAGCACUGAUAAAAAAUACAGCAAUUAUGACCCGUAUUGAUAAAAUAGACAAUGUAAUAAUAGCCUUUCUAUUAAAAAAAAUAUCCAAGACA